AUGAUCAACUGCACGGCUCCCUCGUUAUUGGACUCGAGGGUUGUCAAUCAAUCGCGGACCCCUCCCACGUCCACCCCCCUCAACCUCCCCGUGCUCAACAGCCUCCGCAACCGCCGCGUAAUCCUCGCCUCGCAAUCCCCACGUCGCAAGCAAAUAAUCUCAUCCUUGGGCCUCCCAAACCUGGAAAUCAUCCCGUCCAACGCCGCCGAAGACCUCCCCAAAAGCCUCGGCGCAUUCGAGUACGUGUUGGCCACAGCAACGAAAAAAGCCCAAGCAGUCUACGAGCAAGAGAUCAACAACGAGAGCAAGGAGGAGCCCGCACUCAUUAUCGCCGCGGACACGGUCGUUGUUGACCCGUCCUCCGGCGCGAUCCUCGAAAACCCCGCUCCGAAGCACACCACCUGGCCAUGCUGCGCUCGCUACGCGACUGCGCGGGACCCGGGAUAUGCUAUUGAGUCGGUGGUUGAGGAGACAUCGGUGAAAUUCGAUGGGGAGGUUACGGAUGAGUUGAUUAUGGCUUAUGUGCGGACUCGUGAGGGCGCGGAUAAGGCUGGUGGGUAUGGGUUGCAGGGACUUGGGUCUAUUCUCGUGGAGAAGAUUGAUGGCAGUUAUGAUAAUGUUAUUGGGUUGCCGCUUAAAGCGACGCUGAAGCUUAUCGAGACUGUUAUGCGGAAGGCGGAUGAUGACGAGGGAUUGCUUAGUGAUGGGGAGAGUGAGGAUGAGGAGUGA
Penicillium paradoxum is the source of this 729-nucleotide messenger RNA. RefSeq names its product nucleotide diphosphatase. NCBI's taxonomy places the organism in Eukaryota, Fungi, Ascomycota, Eurotiomycetes, Eurotiales, Aspergillaceae. Bases 1 to 729 code for a protein of 242 amino acids. The record is from RefSeq and is a predicted model, not a curated record. The transcript is spliced from 4 exons. Gene Ontology annotation, molecular function: nucleoside triphosphate diphosphatase activity.